Molecule: messenger RNA, 827 nt
Organism: Rhagoletis pomonella (apple maggot)
Lineage: Eukaryota; Metazoa; Arthropoda; Insecta; Diptera; Tephritidae
Product: apyrase-like
Biological process (GO): AMP catabolic process
Cellular component (GO): plasma membrane
Molecular function (GO): 5'-nucleotidase activity; metal ion binding; nucleotide binding
Source: RefSeq, a predicted model, not a curated record
CUGGAGCGGUUUCAAAAUGAAAAAUCUGUUAGUUAUUCCUGUGCCGGCGUGUCAACCUAUUCACACUACGGGCCCGCUAAAUUGGAGAGAAAGGCCUUGAAUGGAUUCGUAGUGCAAUAUGAAAUCGAUAACAAUAAUCCUUCUUAUAGUGCCACUCAUCAGUGCCGAACUUUUUCCGUUAUCUAUAAUUCACAUCAAUGAUUUUCACGCAAGACGCCGAUGUGGUUGAUGCUAUGCGUCCAUGGAAAGAGAUUAUCGACAAAAAGGGUUCGGUUAUUGUUGGGGAAACGAAAGUUGAUCUGGAAAUGUCAUCAUGUAGCGAUUCGGAGUGUAAUCUGGGAAACUAUUUCUGUGACGCAAUGAUACAUGCUUUUGCUGCUUUAACUCCUUUUUCGGAUAUGCCAUGGACAAAUGUUUCUAUUGGACUGAUAAACACCGGUGCCUUACGCGUUCCUCUGAGUAAAGGAACUCUAACAUAUGGACAUCUAAUUACAAUGUCUCCUUUCGAAAAUGUACUUACUGCCUUCAAUCUGCCGGGACAUAAGCUCUUAGAAGCGUUUGAAUAUAGUGUAAAAACGAUAGAUAUAAAAAAUAAUUCAACUAGUUCAGCAGUUUACAUGCAAGUAUCCGGUUUGAAAAUUAGCUAUGAUUACAAUAAACCACCUGGUCAAAGAGUUGUUGGCAUUAAAGUGAUUUGUGCAAAUUGUAAAAUUCCAGUCUAUGAUGAUUUCGAUUCAAGAAAAAUCUAUCGCAUCGUGGCGCCAAGCUAUCUUGCGGAGGGGGGGAGAUGGGUACACAGUGUUUAAGGACCAUGGAUCGGAUUGGCA